Messenger RNA from Macrosteles quadrilineatus (aster leafhopper), 2940 nucleotides. RefSeq lists its product as uncharacterized. The transcript has a single exon. Bases 1 to 2940 code for a protein of 979 amino acids. NCBI's taxonomy places the organism in Eukaryota, Metazoa, Arthropoda, Insecta, Hemiptera, Cicadellidae. The record is from RefSeq and is a predicted model, not a curated record. Gene Ontology annotation, molecular function: nucleic acid binding.
AUGAAACUUCCGAAGAAGAUAGAAUCCAAGAAAGCAGUGAUAAACAUAAAUAAUAAUGAUCAGAAAUGUUUCCUGUGGUCUAUCCUUGCAGCUUUACACCCCGCGAAGGAUAAUGUUAAUAGAGUGAGUAUGUAUAGAGCUUAUGAACAUGAAAUUGAUGAUGUUUUCAAAGACAUUGAGUUUCCCAUGAAAUUAGAUGACAUUACAAAGUUCGAAAAACGUGCCAAUAUCUCUGUCAAUGUUUACACUCUCCACGGAAUUGAAAAUUCAGUUGUUCCUCUCAGAAUCACUAACGAGGAGAUGGAAAGACACGUAGACCUGCUCUACUUGAAGUCUGCAGACACAAACCAUUAUUGUUACAUAAAGAAUCUAUCUAGACUUGUACAAUCACAGAUAUCAAAACAUGAUCAUAUGUUAUGGUUGUGUAAACGUUGUCUGUUACACUUUGGAUCAAAAGAAGGUUUGGACAGACAUAGAGAGGAUUGCAGCAGACAUGAAAGUAUAAAAAUAAAUCUUCCAGAAGAAGGGACGGUCAUCAAGUUUAAUGAUUUCAACAAGUCAAUGCGAGUCCCGUUCGUGGUGUAUGCAGACUUUGAAUGUCUUCUUGAGUCUAACAGAACCAUCAAAACUGAACAAACACAAAGCUACCAAAAACACUUGGCUAUGAGUUUUGCAUAUUACAUCGUUUCCAAAGAAGACUAUAAACCUCCUGUCACAUAUUUUGGUGCAGAUGCUGGAAGGGUCUUUGUGGAACAACUUGAGAUGGAGUCUGAAAAAAUAAGACAGUUGUAUUCUAGUGAGGCUAUCAAACCUAUGGAUUUAACGGUAGAUGAUCAGCGUAUUAUAUCAAACUCAACAACAUGCCAUAUUUGUGAAAAACCUUUAGAAGAUGAUAGGGUCCUUGAUCAUGACCAUUUGACAGGGCAAUUCAGAGGAGUUGCACACAACAAAUGCAACAUUCUGUACAGGAAACCCAAGUUUAUUCCUGUCUUCAUUCACAACCUCUCGGGCUACGACACACAUUUGUUUAUUAAAAUGCUGGGUAUGAAUGAUGAAGAAAUAGAGGUGAUCCCAAACAAUGAAGAACGUUACAUAUCAUACACAGUUAAAAGGCAGAACAUGAUCGAACUGAGGUUCUUGGAUUCGUUCAAGUUUAUGUCCAGUAGCCUUGAUGCACUCACCAAAAAUCUUCAGAAAGAUCAGUUUACACACACUGCUAAAUACUUCAAUGAAUCCGAGUUGAACCUGGUUUUGAGAAAAGGUAUUUACCCAUAUGAUUACAUGGACAGUGAGGACAAAUAUGAGCUAACUCAUCUACCUAAGCAGGAAGAAUUCUACAACAUACUCACUAAAACAGAUGUUGACCCUAAAGAUUAUGAACAUGCUAAAAGAGUGUGGGAUUCAUUUAAAAUGAAGGAUAUGAAAGAGUACACAUUGAUGUACAACAAAUCAGAUGUCCUCCUACUAGCUGACGUUAUGGAGAACUUCCGAAAUGUGUGUAUGUCAACGUACAAACUAGAUCCUGCAUGGUUUUUCACAACACCUGGUCUGGCUUGGAGUGCUAUGCUAAAAACGACAAACGUUGAACUGGAACUUAUUUCAGAUUACGAUAUGCUACUUAUGAUUGAGAAGGGAAUUAGAGGUGGUGUAUCGCAAAGCUCUAAUCGCCAUGCUAAAGCCAAUAACCCCUACAUGAAGGAUUACGAUUCGAGCAAACCAACUGAGUAUCUGGUAUACUUAGAUGCAAAUAACCUAUAUGGGUGGGCAAUGGUUCAACACAUGCCGUACGGAGAUUUCAAAUGGUGUGAUACAAACAUCGAUGUCACCGAAAUCCCUGACGAUGCCGAUACAGGGUAUAUACUUGAAGUGGAUUUGGAAUAUCCUAAAGAUACCCACGACUUGCAUUCCGAUCUUCCUCUUGCCCCAGAGCAGAGAGUACCACUAGGAGGAAAAGAGGUUAAACUGUUGACAACACUUUAUGACAAAGAGAAGUACGUGGUUCACUAUAGGAAUCUCAAGCUGUACCUCAAGCUUGGAUUGAAACUGAAGAAGAUCCAUAGAGUCAUUUCCUUUAAGCAAUCAAACUGGAUAGCUACUUAUAUUGACCUGAAUACAAAACUGAGAACUCAGGCAAAGAACGAUUUCGAAAAGGAGUUUUACAAACUGAUGAAUAAUGGUGUGUUUGGGAAGACAAUGGAGAACAUACGUAACAGAGUGGAUGUGCGAUUGGCGACAAAGGAAAAACAAAUUGUAAAAUGGAUUGCUCAACCUACAUUCAAGGAUCGUACAAUAUUUGCUGAAACCCUCUCUGCUGUGCACAUGAAAAGGACAAAACUCCUGUUCAAUAAACCCAUAUAUGUUGGUAUGAGCGUAUUGGAUGUUUCAAAGACACUAAUUUACGAUUUUCACUAUAAUGUGAUUAAAUCGAAGUACGGUGACAAAGCACGAUUGCAGUAUACAGACACUGAUUCUUUGAAAUAUGCCAUUGCCACCUCUGAUUUUUACCAGGAUGUGAAAACCAUGAUAGAUUACUUUGAUACAAGUGACUACCCUGAGAACAACCCGUAUGGGAUGCCUAGAGUCAACAAGAAGGUCCUUGGUAAAAUGAAAGAUGAGCUGAGUGGGAGGAUUAUGCGAGAACAGAUUGCUCUAAGAUCUAAGAUGUAUGCUCAUGAAGUCGAGGAUGGUAGUGUAUGCAAAAAGUCAAAAGGAGUCAAAAAGUCAGUCACCGAGAAGGAAAUAACAUUUGACGACUACAAAAAAUGUUUGUUUGAUGGUUUGGAAACCACUAAAACCAUAAAUAUGAUUAGAAGUUUCAGUCACGACCUGUAUACCAUAGCACUCAAUAAAGUGGUGUUGUCCAACCAAGAUGAUAAACGAUACAUUUUAGAUUAUGGAAUCCAUUCCCUCCCCUGGGGUCACUAUUCAAUAAACCAUUAG